UUCUGAAGUGCAGAAUAGUCUUCCCAAUGAAGUAAAGGUAGUUGAAGUUGGCCACAUUGAGUGAGGAAGCGGCCAAUCCCUUCGUCUUUCUCUUUCCUUCUCGUCAUGAUGAUGAUUUGAGAAGCCAAAAGGGAAAAGAAUUAUAAAUCCCACAAAAGGUUAAAGGUGGCAAAGGAAGAAAAGUAAAUUCAUACAAGUAAGAACACGAUUCAAAGUUCUAGUGAGAGAAACUGCUAAAGAAAGGUAGAAGAAAGAGGCUUGUGACACAGGAAGGAGAGGGAGGCUAGAGAGAUAGAAGGCUCUUGUCUGCUUUGCUCUUCCUUUCUGUUGAAAACAGCUUUUUGAAGGGUUUUUGGAAGGUCGGGAGGUUUGCAAGGUUAAAGGAAUACAUAUCACCUCAGAAUAUUUGCCAUCUCAGAUCUCUGUGUUUUUCCAUGUUAAGUAGGAAAGGGAUACCUAGCAGCACAUCACAAUAAAGGCUUCGGAAGAGGAAUUUGAGAAGAAGUCAAUAAUGUAUGGAUCAUGUGACUUUUGGGGAGAAACAGUAAUGCUAGGAACAUGGGAAAGAAAGGCAGUUGGUUUUCUGCAAUCAAGAGGGUGUUUAUUCACCAUUCUAAGGAGAAGCUAGUCGAUGACCAAGAGAAGAAAAGCACAAAAGAAAAGAAGAAGGGUUUAGGAAAUCUAAGGCAUGGGGAGUCCAAUUCAUUCAUUCCUCUAUUCAAAGAGCCAAGCAGCAUUGAGAAAAUUUUUGGUGAUUUUGAAAAAGAGCAACAAAAAGUAACUUUUAGGCCUCCCACGCCUCCUGAGCAACCAAACACAUCCCCGUUUGUGCCUCCUGGAUUUGCGUCUCCAAGGGUUGCCUCUCCUAGGCCUGCUUCUCCAAGGGUUGCCUCUCCUAGGCCUGCUUCUCCAAGGGCUGACUCUCCUAAGCCUGCUUCUCCAAGGGUUGACUCUCCUAGGCCUGCUUCUCCAAGGGUUGACUCUCCUAGGCUUGCUUCUCCAAGGGUUGCUUCCCCUGGAGCUGCUUCUCCUCAGAUUGUUCGUCAAAAGGAGAUUAGCCACAGGCCAGAACCAACACUAAGAAACCAACAUGCUUCAGCGACUAAGAUCCAAGCAACCUUUAGAGGUUAUAUGGCAAGGAAAAGCUUUAGAGCAUUAAAGGGUCUGGUGAGGCUUCAGGGAGUUGUGAGGGGACAGAAUGUAAAGCGCCAGACAAUGAGCGCCAUGAAAUACAUGCAACUCUUGGUGCAUGUUCAAUCUCAGAUUCAGACACGGAGGAUCCAGAUGUUAGAAAACCAAGCUCGGCAUCAAGAUCAAUUCAGGAAUGAUAAAGAAGUCGAGGGUACCUUUGACAAAUGGAGCCAGGCAUCUGAGGCAGGUAACCAUGAUGACUGGGAUGAUAGCUCGCUAACAAAGGAGCAGAGAGAGGCAAGAUUGCAGAAAAAGGCUGAGGCAGUUGCUAAGAGAGAAAGAGCCAUGUCCUAUGCAUAUUCACACCAGUUGCGGAAAGCCACUCCUAAAUCAGGUCAAACACCUCUAAAGGAUAUCAAAUCUGGGGGAUUUUCGCGGUGGUGGAACUGGUUAGAACAUCAGCUGCCACCUGAAAGCCAUGCAAUGAAGAACUUUCAACUUACACCUCCAAGACCGCAUUCAGAGCUGAAGCCAAGCCCACUUCCGCAAUCAAGUGACCACCAGCAACAUCAUUUUGGGUUUGAUAAUAUGGAUAUUGCCACACCAAAAUCCUCAAAAUCAACCAUAGUCAUGACAGGAAAACAGGCUCGAACCCCACCUCCUAAUAGAACCUCACUAGGCAACAGCAGCUUGUCAAGGUAUUCAAGACCAAGAGCUGGAGCCAAUUCCCCUUAUGAUCUGCCAUUUAAGGAUGAUGACAGCCUCAUGAGCUGCCCACCAUUUUCGUUUCCGAACUACAUGACUCCAACAUUUUCAGCUAGAGCCAAAGUAAGGGCUGGUAGUAACCCCAAGGAAAGGUUUCCAGGGACUCCGGGCAGCGAGUCUAACAGGCGAAUUUCAUUACCUUCGACACAAGGGAUGGGGUCUUUCAAGUGGAACAAGGGUUCCUUGUCCUCUAACAAGGAUUCUAGCUCCCAAAGAAUGUUAGACCAAAACCAGUCACUCCAGUCAAUAGGGGAUUUGAGUGUGGAUUCAACAGUUUCUUUACCUGCUGGGGUUGGAAGGAAGCCAUUUAACCGAUUUGUGUGAUUUCUUUUGGUUUAUUUUUUGCCUUUUAUAUCCCCCAUCGUGGUGUCUAUUUUGAUUGAGUGUAUUGUGAUAGUUUGAUUUAUAUGAUACUGAAAAAAUAUAAUAAUGAAUAAACAAUAGGAUGAUGGUUUGGAUGUAAACAGGAUUGGGUUUCUCAAAGGUAUUAUGACAUAUAUGUUUUUUUAGGA
Molecule: messenger RNA, 2408 nt
Organism: Carya illinoinensis
Lineage: Eukaryota; Viridiplantae; Streptophyta; Magnoliopsida; Fagales; Juglandaceae
Product: protein IQ-DOMAIN 14-like
Exons: 7
Coding region: 559-2220 (553 amino acids)
Molecular function (GO): protein binding
Source: RefSeq, a predicted model, not a curated record